Calidris pugnax (ruff) is the source of this 1186-nucleotide messenger RNA. RefSeq names its product stomatin like 2 (gene STOML2). Bases 124 to 1035 code for a protein of 303 amino acids. Lineage: Eukaryota; Metazoa; Chordata; Aves; Charadriiformes; Scolopacidae. Gene Ontology annotation, cellular component: membrane. The transcript is spliced from 9 exons. The record is from RefSeq and is a predicted model, not a curated record.
CGCUCCCAGCAGCUGAAGCGUUCAGCGUGGCUGGCCCCAGCACCGUACCGCUUGAGCUCUGGCCUGCCCGUGAAUAUUGGGGUGCUCUUUGUGCCGCAGCAGGAGGCUUGGGUGGUGGAGAGGAUGGGCAAGUUCCACCGAAUCCUCGAGCCUGGUUUGAACUUUCUCAUCCCUCUCCUGGAUCGGAUUCGUUAUGUGCAGAGUCUCAAAGAAAUUGUUAUUAAUGUCCCGGAGCAGUCAGCUGUCACCCUAGAUAACGUCACCCUGCAGAUUGAUGGUGUGCUCUACCUGCGGGUGAUGGACCCCUACAAGGCCAGCUACGGGGUGGAAGAUCCAGAGUACGCAGUGACCCAGCUGGCCCAGACCACCAUGAGAUCUGAACUUGGCAAGCUCUCCCUCGACAGAGUGUUCCGGGAGCGAGAGUCCCUCAACGCCAACAUUGUGGAUGCCAUCAACCAGGCCUCCGACUACUGGGGCAUCCGCUGCCUGCGCUACGAGAUCAAGGACAUCCACGUCCCCCCGCGCGUGAAGGAGUCCAUGCAGAUGCAGGUGGAGGCCGAGCGACGGAAGCGGGCGAUGGUGCUGGAGUCGGAGGGGACGCGGGAGUCGGCUAUCAACGUGGCUGAGGGGCAGAAGCAGGCCCAGAUCCUGGCAUCAGAAGCUGAGAAGGCCGAACAAAUCAACAAAGCUGCUGGAGAAGCCAACGCCGUGCUGGUGAAGGCCAGGGCCAAGGCGGAGGCGAUCCAGCUCCUGGCAGCCGCCCUGGCACAGCAGCACGGCAGCGCCGCCGCCUCGCUCUCUGUGGCAGAGCAGUAUGUGAACGCCUUCUCCAAGCUUGCCAAAGAUUCCAACACCCUCCUGCUGCCCACCAACGCCGGCGAUGUCACCAGCAUGGUGGCACAGGCCCUGGGGAUCUAUUCCACACUGACCAAGCCUCAAGCUGUGAAGGCCCAAGAGGAGGUGCCCCCAGCCCGUGAGGACCCCCAGCCUCCCUCCGUGGACAUGCUGAAGGCAGAAGAGACCAGCUCCAGCUAGCGGGGCUAGGGGAGGGGGUUCCUGCACCCCGCCAGUGCUGUCCUGCUGCUCUCCCCGGUCAGACGUUCUUCUUCCCUCGGUCCUUAUUUUGUAUUUGAACUUAAAUCAUGUAAUAAAUGGUAGGGGUGCUGCUGCAGCCCGUCCCCUCGCC